AUGCCCAUCCUACCAUAUGACGCAUUGGUUUCUCCUGCUGCGAAGGAACGUUGGCUGAAGUGGAAGAACGACCUUGAUAUUGUAGAGAAGAACAGAAGGAACUCUGCGCCACAGGCUUCCAGUUCGCUUACCGCAGUACCAUCUAAGCACUUGAUGGGCUUCGACUCGGAAGAUCGUGUGCGAGAACAGAUGCGCCGGGCACAUACACGUGCUCUUGAGGCUGGAGUCUGGAAUGAGGCACAGCCUAUUACACCACUACCAUCGUCCGAUUCGCUCACCCUGCCCGGUCACAUCUUCAAAACCCCGACCAAUGGACCGCAAGCGCCUACUCCUACCAGAGUCCCGACUAGGUAUCCGGCGGAGCCGCUGAUGGUUUAUAGCGAUCCUUUCGGUCCACCAGGGCCUCGUCCAGUCUACAGUAACUCUCCUCUGGCCACCAACGGUCGCAGAGUCAACGAUGGUCACUACUCUGGUAACUAUUUUGCGGAAAACUUCUCGUCUACCGAUACAAUGAACGUGGACGAUUCAGAGAACUUCUCUGGGCUAUACAGCUCACGUUAUAGUGAUCGUCAUGAUGGUUCUUCGGGUGACUCGGGACAAGAGUCUGGUUCCAUGUCAUCAGAAUCCCUGCAGUUACCAUCAAUCACACCAAGCCCCGAACUCGCGCCAACUUCCACAGGCUUACCCGCAUUGGAAGACAUUGACAUCGAGUUGCUUGACACGCCAAACGAUCAGGUCGCAGAGUCAACGUCACUUGAGUUCUCAGAUUCGAUUCCACUUCCAUUUAUACCCGCGCGUACAGACGAAGAAGAUCAUAUCACGGACACAGUGGGUGCUAUCGCUAUCGACAGCUAUGGAAACAUUGCUUGCGGUGCGUCAUCAGGAGGCAUUGGUAUGAAGCAUCGUGGCCGUAUCGGGCCCGCUGCUCUGGUCGGUAUCGGGUCGGCUGUCAUACCGGUUGACCCAGACGACAAGGAUCGGAACACAGUCGCUGCGGUCACGAGUGGAACAGGCGAACACAUGGCUACCACCAUGGCUUCGACAGUGACAGCCGAACGUCUCUUCUACAGCGUGAAGAAGACUCCAACCGGUAUUGUCGAGACGGAUGAUGCUGACGCGAUCAAAUCGUUCAUCGAACGCGACUUUAUAGGUGAGGCAAGCAAGCAUCGUGUUUUAACUAGGUACUGA
This is a messenger RNA of Aureobasidium vineae, 1188 nucleotides long. Lineage: Eukaryota; Fungi; Ascomycota; Dothideomycetes; Dothideales; Saccotheciaceae. The record is from the annotation of a GenBank genome assembly.